AUGUGUCGUGGUGCGCGAUCGCAAGUCACUCUAAGCCCCGUGGGGCAUGAGGGGGACAGCUCCGUCAUGGAGGUGUCCUACAACGACGGCAAUUCGACUGUCGCCACGCCGCGUGACAACGGUCUAGAUGUGUCCCGUGUUGCCGACUCGCAGGGGCUUGCCGCCGAGCUGCGGCUGUUUCGCGAGGAGAUGCGCAGGAUGUGCCAGGAGAUGCGCGCUCUUCGUACGUCUUUGGAUGGCCUGACAGCCAGGAUCGACCAGUGCGACAGGCGGGUCGACAGCUGUGAGGGGCGCAUCGAGGCGCUAUGUGCCCGUGUCGAGACGUUGGAGAGCAGACCUCAACACAGUGAUGCCGCUCCUAGCGCCUCUCUCGCGGAAACUGUGUCGCAGCUCAGGUUGGAGCUCAAUGAUCGCGAUCAGGAGCUGUUACUAAAUGACAUCGAGAUUAGUAGUGUGCCGGAGAGUAGCGGCGAAAGCACGAUGCAUAUAGUAACAGCCCUGAGCAAGAAAUUGGGAGUCGAACUCACCGAGCAUGACGUCGUCGAUGCUGCGCGUGUGGGGCGCGCGCCUCAGUUGCAGGAGGGUACCCAGGGAUCGGCGGCGCGGCCUCGGCCGCUCGUGGUGCGCCUGGCGCGCCGAGCCGUCAGGGACCGCCUGCUCCAGGCGGCGCGCGUGCGCCGCGGGGCCACUACGGAAGGCACCGGCAUUCCUGGCCGGGUCUGCACCUUCUACAUCAACGAGCGGCUGACUCCACACAACCGGCGUCUCCUGUAUAGGGCUCGGGAGCUGAAGCAGCAGCACUCCUGGCGGUACGUCUGGACCAGAGACGGCAAGAUCUACGCGCGACAGCAGGCGGGCACGAACUCGCCCCGGCACCGUAUUCGCACAGAAUUAGACCUAGACCGUGUUUUUAGCUUACGAUAG
Leguminivora glycinivorella is the source of this 924-nucleotide messenger RNA. RefSeq lists its product as uncharacterized. The record is from RefSeq and is a predicted model, not a curated record. Bases 1 to 924 code for a protein of 307 amino acids. Lineage: Eukaryota; Metazoa; Arthropoda; Insecta; Lepidoptera; Tortricidae. The transcript has a single exon.